Penicillium manginii is the source of this 1188-nucleotide messenger RNA. RefSeq lists its product as uncharacterized. The record is from RefSeq and is a predicted model, not a curated record. Bases 1 to 1188 code for a protein of 395 amino acids. The transcript is spliced from 7 exons. NCBI's taxonomy places the organism in Eukaryota, Fungi, Ascomycota, Eurotiomycetes, Eurotiales, Aspergillaceae. Gene Ontology annotation, molecular function: acetate kinase activity. Gene Ontology annotation, biological process: acetate metabolic process; phosphorylation.
AUGGCCAAGUCUAUUCUGGCCGUCAACGCUGGCUCGUCCUCGGUUAAGGUGACCUUCUAUACGUUCACGAACCCCCCCACGCGCUAUCGCCGACGCGCAAGUAAGGAACAACCACAGGAAAACUUAGGCACUCCACAGGAUGCCUUCAAGUACAUCCUCCAGCGCUGCUUCAGCGAUCCCGAAUUAUCCGAGGUCGCCAGCGACAAUGAUCUCGCGUAUAUCUGUCAUAGAGUCGUCCAUGGCGGCGACUAUUGUAAAGAGAUUGAGAUAAACGACGAUACGCUUCAUCGUCUCGAGGCACUAGAAGACCUGGCACCGCUACACAACUUCUCCGCACUAGAAAUUAUUCGACUAUGCAAGAAAGAGCUUCCAAGUGUGGCAAGCAUAACAUUUUUUGAUUCGGCCUUCCAUCAGACCAUGCCUCUUCAUGUGAAGACAUACCCAAUUAACCAGCAAAUCGCUAAAGCUAAUGGACUGCGCAAGUACGGAUUUCACGGAAUCAGUUACUCUUUCAUUCUUCGCUCCGUGGCUCAAUUCUUGGGCAAGCCGGCGGAGAAAACCAAUUUGAUUGUUAUGCACAUUGGAAGUGGAGCUUCGAUCUGUGCGAUCAAGGACGGCAAAUCCAUCGAUACCUCAAUGGGCCUCACGCCCCUGGCAGGCUUGCCUGGGGCGACACGAAGUGGAGAUAUCGAUCCCUCUUUGGUUUUCCACUAUACAAACGAGGCUGGGAAAUUGAGUCCCGCGAGCACCAAGGACAUGCAUCUGAGCACGGCGGAGGAAAUUCUGAACAAAGAAUCAGGAUGGAAGGCUUUGACCGGAACCACGGACUUCUCGCAAAUUGCUGUUGAAAAUCCGCCUUCGGAGGCCCACAAGCUUGCCUUUGAUAUCCUUGUUGACCGCAUCUUGGGAUAUAUUGGGAACUACUACGUCAAGUUGGGGGGCGAGGUCGAUGCACUCGUCUUUGCCGGCGGCAUUGGCGAGAAGAGUGCGUUAUUGCGGCGAAUAUUGGCCGAGAAAUGUCACAGUCUAGGCGUGGCGAUUGACUCCGACGCUAAUGGCAAGGGGGUGGAAGAGGAUCAGAUCGUGAAGGAUAUCUCCAAGGGCGGCGGUAAGGGGCCCCGCACGCUGAUUUGCCAGACCAAUGAACAGUUCGAAAUGGCAUACCACAUCGUCAGCUCGCGGUCGUGA